UCCUGAGACGGGUGCUGACGGUGAGCUUAGACUUGCAGGCAAACAGGAAGCAGCAAGUUUGCCCCAUCUUUCUUGCUCAGGAAAUGGACACAAGCCCUGGGCAACAGGCAGCUGUUGGCGCCAGCAGGAGAGGCAUGGAUCCUGCCCGCAGGAGGCCCGCAUUGCUCAACCCUUUACAAACAAGAUGAGGGCUUAGCCUAACUGGACCUUUUUGGACGUUUUCAUGGUGAACGCCAGAAUGGAGCCUUCUGGAUCCUCCAGUCCUUCGGACCUAAUAGACUUUCUGACUGAUUUAGGAGUAAGAGACGUGACCUGUGAAACUGGAGACAGCUUAGGAGGGGCGGGUGGCCUGCUGACACCUUUAGAAACCCCCCAGACUGAAACCAUGACUCCCCUUCCAUUCUUGGGCCUGGAAGACAUAGACCUUCUCCAGGGAAGCUUGGAGGGCGCUGGCUGGAGCAGAGGUGAAACACCCUCCGUGAAGCCUUCUCCCCCGCUGGCCCAGAGCCGUGCUGAGGAAUUCCACCCUGGAACUUCCCCUGCUUCAGAGGGCCUGGAGAUUGUGCAGCCUAGGAGGGAAGCAUCUCAGCAGCCACCGGAAAACCCCAACAGCCUGGACGACAGCAGCAACGAUGCCACAAAUGCUCUCUUCUGGGCCAGCAUCCUCCAAGCCCAGCUGUGCGUCCUGGACCUGCAAGGGGAGAUCGACCGGCAGAAGGAGCCACUUAGGAGUUCCUCCCUUAGCCCUGAGAAGGCGCUGGGGACGCCCCCCUCGCAGGACUCGGCCACCUCCUAUGAGCCUUCGCUCCUGGAGAGCGAUAGUGGGGAGGAGCCGGAGGAAGACUCAGAGAGGCAGGAGGAGGAGGAUGAAGGCUCACUGGAGGAGGAAGAGGAAGAAGAGGAGGAGGUGGAAUGCUUGUUUUACGACAACCCGCUCUUUUGCGCCAGUCCAAGGACCACCAGCUCCGAAGGACCAGCUCUCUUGGGCCAUAUGGAACAAAAAGCCUUCAAGGAAGAUGGGGAAGGAAUCCCCACCUGCGGUCUGACCUCUAGGGAUUGUGCCCACGGCCUGCCGGGCCAGACAAGUGUGGCAGUGAGCCUUGCGGCCACGGACUCCGAGCCUGCGCCUGAGCCAGAUCCUGGCGGUGACCCGUCCCCAGGCCCUUACCCAAGCUACGUGCCUCAUUACCGCUCCUUGUCGCCCCUGUUGAUCACGGAAGGGGAGCUGGAAAGUGCCUGCCCUGUGGAAGAGGAGGAGAGGGAGCUGCCUCAUUCCCUUGCUGCCUUGUCGGACGCGUCAAAGGAGGUCCAAGGCUUCUCCCCAGACCAGUCGGACCACAGCCCCUGCAGCAGUGAUUUGCACCGGAUGACUCCCCCAGGCGUUGACUUGCCAUCCCAGGAAGGCCUGCUGUUUUCCACCUGCAACACCUCCCUGGUGACUGCUUUGCUGCAAGACCCUCUGCAGAGCCACCCUGACUCAGAGCCUCCGCCUCCUGCGGAGACCAGCUGGGCUUCUUCCAGCUUCCGGGUCCUCUCGGCUACUGCUGCAGAGCAGAGCCGGUGGCAGGAGGAGCACAAGCCACAAGCCCCAUCCCGUGGCCACCCAUUGCCUUCGUGCGCAUGGGUGGAGGAGCCCAGAAGGACUUCCUGCCUGCAGGAGGAACUUGCUGCGGCAGAUUUGCACUCGGCCUCCCUCGGCGGUGGUGUGGAAGGGAAGCUGGAGAGCUCAGCGGAGGGUCUCGAGAUGGUGCCCGUCGUGGAUGGAGAUGAAACCUUGGAAGAGGAGGAUGGCGAGGACGAAGAAGAGACACCGGCUGUACACCGCCCUGAAGAGCCACCCUCUGGGAAGGGCACCGACUCAGGGGAGGAGACGCCACCCGCCAAGGAGCAGGCAGAGCCCAACGGCAUCCUCCACGCCAACGGCAGCGCCCCCCCUGCAGACCAGGCCGCUGCGAUGAGGCUGGCAACGCGGCUCUACCACCUGGAUGGCUUCAAGAGGUCGCAGGUGGCCUCUUUUCUCCGGAAGAACAACGAUUUCAGCCGGCUGGUGAGAGAAGCUUACCUCUCUUUCUUCCAAUUCAGCGGACAGACUCUGGACCAAGCGCUGAGGUGCUUCCUGAAGGCGUUUGUGCUCACCGGGGAGACUCAGGAGCGGGAGCGGAUCCUGCGGCAUUUCUCCCAGCGCUAUCACAGCUGCAACCCCGAGGUCUGCUUCAGCCCAGAUGCUGUGCACACCCUCACCUGUGCCAUCAUGCUCCUCAACACUGACCUGCAUGGGCAGAAUAUCGGGCGGAGCAUGACCUGCCAGGAUUUCCUCGCCAACCUCGACGGGCUGAACGAUGAUGGCAGGAACUUCCCCAAAGAGCACCUGAAGGAGCUAUAUCAUUCCAUCCGCCAAGAGAAACUGGAAUGGGCUGCGGAUGAUGAGGAGGAGAAGGCACCCGGCGCCAUGCUGCUCUCCCCUUCAGCAUCCGGCCAGAAGAAAGCCAACCCUUUCCUGACUCUUUCGCACGACCCCGAGGCGAAAACCUACCGGCAGGGCCUACUGGCACGCAAAGUCCACGCGGAGGCCGAUGGCAAGAAGACGCCCUGGGGCAAGAGAGGCUGGAAGAUGUUUCAUACGGUGCUGAAGGGAAUGGUUCUCUACUUCUCCAAGGAUGAGAGCCGGCCAGACGCCUCUGCCUCAGAGGAGCCCAUCGGAGUGCACCACGCCUUGGCCGAGAAGGCCAGCAAGUAUACCAAGCGGGCCCACGUCUUCCGGUUGCAGACGGCCGACUGGCGCAUCUUCCUCUUCCAAGCCCCGACCGCAGCAGAAAUGAGUUCCUGGGUUGCCCGCAUAAACCUGGUGGCUGCCAUGUUCUCCUCGCCACCCUUCCCAGCAGCUGUGGGCUCCCAGAGGAAGUUCAUCCGGCCAGUUCUACCGACGGCACCUUCCAAGAACUCCCUGGAGGACCAGCACUUUUCCCAUGAGUCCUGGAUGGACCAGGUGUCAGACGACCUCUUGGACCACCAGCGGAACCUGCCCAGCAAGCGUGGCCGGGGCCGAGACCUGGAAGAGUAUCAACUCAAGAAGGAAUAUUUGCUCUACGAGAAGCGCCGCUACGAGACCUACGUGAGGCUGCUGGAGGUGAAGCUGGCCGGCGAAGACACGGAGGACCUUGAGCAGUGGGAGGUCCGGCUGGGGGAGGCAGGCGAGUUGCCGGCCGAGGAGGGCGGCUCGUCCCUGCAGAAGUCCCACUCCAGCCCCUCCCUGAACGUGGACGGGCCGCCUGCGGGGGUCAAGGUGAAGCGGAACAUUUCUGAGCGCCGGACAGUACGCAAAAUCAUUCCCAGGCGCAACAAGCACUUGCUGUGAGGGCCCCCCACCCACCUUCCAGCGCCGCUGCCGCCGCCCUCCCUAGGGAUGGGACGCCCUUCUCCCUUUCCCUCACCCAUCCCUUUGGGUGUCGGCCUUCGAAGCCCAAAGUGGACACAAGGUACGAAAGGAGGAGCGCUGCUCUCCGAAUCGGCGCUUGCAGUAUUUGGACUCCAGGUGGCGCCACGUCUCAAGAAACAGAUGGGCAGAGGCUGUUGGGGGGGGUGUGCUG
Messenger RNA from Lacerta agilis (Sand lizard), 3587 nucleotides. RefSeq names its product PH and SEC7 domain-containing protein 4-like. The coding region runs from base 224 to 3355 and encodes 1043 amino acids. Gene Ontology annotation, biological process: regulation of ARF protein signal transduction. The transcript has 16 exons. Gene Ontology annotation, cellular component: ruffle membrane. Lineage: Eukaryota; Metazoa; Chordata; Lepidosauria; Squamata; Lacertidae. The record is from RefSeq and is a predicted model, not a curated record. Gene Ontology annotation, molecular function: protein binding; guanyl-nucleotide exchange factor activity; phospholipid binding.